This is a messenger RNA of Lytechinus pictus (painted urchin), 5296 nucleotides long. Its product is annotated as WD repeat-containing protein 43-like. NCBI's taxonomy places the organism in Eukaryota, Metazoa, Echinodermata, Echinoidea, Temnopleuroida, Toxopneustidae. Bases 349 to 2328 code for a protein of 659 amino acids. Gene Ontology annotation, cellular component: nucleolus. The transcript is spliced from 16 exons. The record is from RefSeq and is a predicted model, not a curated record. Gene Ontology annotation, molecular function: protein binding. Gene Ontology annotation, biological process: maturation of SSU-rRNA from tricistronic rRNA transcript (SSU-rRNA, 5.8S rRNA, LSU-rRNA).
CCCUUAACAACCGUGCAUUUAAAACGGUAGACUACACUCUAUUUACUAUUUGAAUUUGUGCUAAAUUGUCAGAUUUAUUUACGAUAAGUCGUAAUAUCUUUAUUUUGUUCUCGUGUGUAUGCAGUAUGGAAGCUUGCGCGUAAGUUCGGAUGGCCGAAUACCAUAGAGAGAUAUAUAUAUAUAUAGGCCAUAGAGAUGUAUACUAAUAAUACAUCUCUUUGAUAUAGGCCUAGUAAUAUAUGAGUCUAUGCCGAAUACCAACCCCGGCCCUACUGGUAACGGGCACCUCUACGGUACCAUACCGUAUAAUCGCGCAUGCGUAUUUUUCGCCACGUGGUGUAAUGCAACAUGGCGACUUCUCCAAACAGGUGCUGUGCUUUUUCUGUCACCGACAGUUAUUUUGCCACUUCUAGUGCAGAUGGCAGACUUUCCAUUUGGGAUUCUAAAACAGGAGAGGUUAAGCAACAUUACACCCCAAGUUCCCAUCUAUCAUCGUCAUGUACCUGCUUGGCAUGGCAGCGAAAAUUACGUCGAUCCGAGGAAAAUCGAAAGAGAAAGAAAAGGAGAUCUGCUCAGGCAGACAUUGAAUCAACAAAUUCUGAGGCCAUUUCACCCACCAACCUUCUUGCUUUAGGGACAGUAGCUGGAAGCGUUCUUCUCUACAGUGUCUUAAAAGGGGACUUGCAUUCCAGACUGGAUGGAGGUCAUGAUGAUACAGUCAAUGAUGUAUGCUGGCAUUCUAGUGAUAAUACUUUAUACAGCUGUUCAGAAGACAGGUACAUUGUGGAAUGGGAUAUCACAAAUAGGACUGUCAGAAGUAAGUGGAAAGGAGACAAAACAUCUGUGUAUUCAAUAUGUGUUUGUCCGGGAGGAACUACAAUGCUAAGUGCAGGUAGAGCAAUCCAACUCUGGAAUCUUCACACCAAAGCUGUCUUAAAAAAAUUCACUGGUCAUGCCAGCCCUGUGACUAGACUGAGGGUGGUACCCACAUUUUCACCAGAUUCUGAGAAAGAUGAUCCUCUGGACUCGGUUGAAGGACUCUAUUUCAUGUCAUCAGCUGUUAGUGAUAGAAUUGUGAAUGUCUGGCAAAUUAAAUCAGGCAGUAAGGACAAGGCUCCUCUUGCCUCAUUUGCUGUUCCAGAUGAGCCCAGUGAUUUUGAUGUCUGUGUGUCUUCAGAUUCGGAGGUGUACACUUCUGUAGUCUGUCAAUCAGGACAAGUCCACAUAUUCCAGACUGUACUUAAUGGAAGGGCAAGAAAACCAUUUCAAGCAAGACAUGUGGUCAACGUGACAACAGAGGGAAGCAAACUUUCUCCUGCAAGGCCUAUUCCAAUCUUGACAUCACAACUUCAUUUAGUUGAAAGUCAACCACAACUCAAGAUUGCCUAUGGUGUCAAUCUCAAGCCAGCUUUUGAAUCAUUAAGUUUAGAUUCCAAAGAGAAAGAGUUCUGUUUAAUACGAGAUGACCACUUACAUGCAGAUAAGAGAAGAGAUGAAGCUGGAGACAGAGUGAAAAGACCAAUAACAUCAGGUGAUGUGACAGUAUUGGGUCCAAACAACAUGGCACCUAGCCGACCAAUUCAGGGACUUGAAGAACCGUCAAAAUCAGCAAGGAAGAAGGCUAAAAGGAAAUCUCUUAGAACAGAGCUAAGUAUGGAAGACAGAUUGAAUGCCCUUAGUAUUGCUCAAGCUAGACCAGACAUUGAUAAAAGUCAACCUCCACGUGCUGAUGUCAUGGUUACAUUACUAUCACAAGGACUUCAGAGUCAGGACAGGGAACUACUAGAUCGAGUACUGAAGCAGGACAGAGCUAAAGUAGUUGCCAACACGAUAAAGAGACUACCAGUACCUCUCAUUGUACCCCUUGUUCAAGAGCUAGCCAGAAGAAUGAACACUGCUCCGCAAAGCGGUUUGGUAAUUGCCCACUGGACAAAAGAAGUUUUACGAGAGAGGGCGUCCUAUCUCAUGACCUGUCCUGAACUAAUGCUGAGAUUAAGUCAUAUUUAUGAGACCAUUAAUACAAGAACAAGCAAUGGUGGCAAACUUGGUAGGCUACAUGGCAAAUUGGACCUCAUGUUGGCUCAGAUAUCAUCACAAGACGACACUGCAGAGGCCAGCCAUACAGAUCAAGCACUGAUGCUCUAUGAAGAUGAAUCUUCAGAUGAGUUAGACCUUAUGGAGGAUGGACUUGCUAUCCACUCAGAAUCAGAGGGUGAAUGGGAUGAGCUUUCAGAAUCCUCAGAAAUGGAAGUACAGCAAGACGAUCAGGUAGAUGAUUCGGAUAGUGAAGAGGAUGAAGAGGAAGUUGAUGACGAUGACGAAACAUGAAAGUGCCCUCUCUUGGAUGGAGUGUAAUUUUUUAUUUGAACAAAUAUAUUGAGAAAAUAUAUAUGACUACUCAAUUCAAGAAAAGUCAAAGAGAUUUGUUUUUAUCUUUGCCAAUCAAUGCAUUGUAACAUACAGACAGUAGGAGUAUUGCACCAUACAUGAUUUUCAUAUAUCAAGGCAUUUGUAAUCAGCAUUGUUGCUUAAUGGACUCACAUGUAAUUUGAAUGGCUCACAUACUAUCAGUACUGGAAUCUGUAUCCCAUGUAAAGGAAGGUUCAUUCAUACAUGAAGUAAUCCAACACUCUUUUUUUUAAGUGUAGAAAAUAAAGCUUUAUGCAUAAAUUGCUUUGCUUUUGCUGUAUGAAAGAAAAAAAAUAUGUGAAACUGAUUCAAAGAGAGGGAAAUUCCUCUCUUUUGGUGAUCAUACUGAAACAAUGCUGUCUAGUUCAGACUCUGUGUUAGUAAUUCAUGUUUGGUUGAUAAAUAUGUCUGCUGAGAUAGGGGCUUGACAUAAAGCAGUGAAAAAGAAAAUGAACACAAUCUCAACAAUGUUAUUGAUAUCACAGAGUUCUUAUAUUGCAGGUUAAUACUAAUAAUGAUCUGUUAUAGAGAUAAGUUAUUAUUUUAUCAGAAUUUCAUUUUUUUUUUUUUUUUGGGGGGGGGGGACAACUUACAGCAUUAACAUUUUAGAGCGACAAUUUCAGUAAGUGCAUCUGAUAUGUGUUAUAAAAACCCCUUACCCUGACACACACACGCACAUGCAUGCGAUAACACCUUCUUUUUCUAUCGGAACUUGGAUAUUGUAUAUAUUUCCAGAGGUUUAUUACACAAAAUAUUUUUGUCUUCCUGUAGGUAUUCUGCCAAAUUUAUGAAUCUUUCAAUUAUGUUUUGCUAUUUUUUUUUUUGGAAAGUUCAUAUGGGAAAGUAUAAAUGUUUCACCAAUUCAAUUUUCAUUCUCUUAUUUCUUUCACCUAAAAGUAAAAUAAUGUAAGGUUUACUUUUUAUUACUAUACAAUGAACUUUUAAUGUGAAAUAUUCCAUAAAUGCAGUUAUCCAGUGUUGCCAUCAUCUCAUGCAUAUUGAUGUAGUUUGUUUCACAAAGCUCUUUGUAAGUUACAAAUGACUGGUGGUGACCUUUUUGGUAAGUGAUAUACACCAUAUUUUCAUAGGUGUUGAUUUAGUUCAUAAAAAAGGGUCACUAGUGGUUCGCAAAGUCGCUUGUAACUUACGAACAGCUUUAUGAAACAUCCACCAGGUUUCAUAUUAAUUUCUUUGUUUUACCAGGAUGUGAAGCAUUCCCUUGCUCUUUCGUUUUCGAUAAAUAAAAGGCAUGUAUUAUUGAUGGUGAUGAUUAGCCACAAAAUACUCAAUGGUUUUGGUCAGUUUGCCCAUUUGCCCAUUCCAAUGGUCAUCAUUUGGUACUACCACCUCCACAAGCAUAAUAGGAAUAUGAGGCCAUUUCUCUUAACUACCAAUGGGCAGUUAAAACAAAACCCCAACAAAUCAACAUUCUUUGACAUACAUAUCUUACACUACCAAAAGAAUGACAUGAUACUAGCUUGAAGUUGGAGGCAAAAAUAAUUUACAGAACAUGACAUUUUAAUAAAUACAACAUGCUUCAAGGUAAUCGAACCUCAAUCCUUGGCCUGAAUAUUGUAGAUAGAGUCAUAGGUAUUUAUAUACUUUGGAUAUCAAGUAAAUUUGAAGAAUGUACUUCAAUAAGAUUUUUUUUAAAAGUUAUAUGGUACAGUGUGAAUUGAAUUGUUUAACAGGAGUGAAUGUAAGAUCUAUUAUGUCCACAGUUGAUUGAGCAGAUCAAUCAAAGGGGCGUAAUUACAUUACCUUGAUACAUGUUCUGUUUUGUAAAAUGGUAUGUUCUAUUAAAUGUUUUUCUCAUCAAAUAUGUUACAAUGCCCUCCCUCUUUCUUGACCUAAGUUGCCAAAUGAAGCACAUGGGGGUGGGUCAUAAUCUCUGCAGAAGUGUUAAUGGUUAUUAGAGAUGUGAUUUGUGAGAUUGCUUGAAUUUCAUUUAUACACUUGGAUCUAAUAUAAACUGAAAAAAAGGAAAAGGAAUAUUUUGGAGAGAAUAUAAUGCAAUGAAAUCGGAAAGUGUUAAAAGAUAGAAAGGGAGAGAGAAGAAGCUCAGAUUUCUAGUCAAAAUAUUUGUUUUCCUCAUUAAAUGGGUAUGUUGAUUUGAUACAUGUUUGAUUUAUACAGGUGCAACUUCGAUAUCAAGUAAUUUUAUACAAGUAACUUCAGCAAUAUUCAUUUAUACAUUUCCACCAAAAAGAAAAAUUGAAGGAAACAAAUUCAGUUAGCUUGAAUGUGCCAAUAUGAAUAAAGUAAAUUUACUUUCAUUUUUGUGUUUGGACUAAAAGUUCAGGAGAUGAUUAGUCAAGUUGAGUAUAGCACUAAAUCUGCAUAUGUGAAGACUACGGGUUCGCGUUGCAAAAAAAGCCAAUUACAAAGAGAUAUGCGUAAAUAGUAAAUGUACACAUGUAACUGAAAAAAAUAUUUGAUGCAAAUUCUACAAUGUUUUGAAUGCUUUAUAAUUAGAGCAAUUACAUUUUGUCAGUAAUUCCUAAAUUGUAGUAAAAGGUGAAACAUGGGUAACUUUGAGAAGUUGAUUCUCAUUUAAAAUAGAUAAAUAACAAUGGGUUUUGCAUAAUUCGAUCUGAAUACUGCUUGAUAUAGGUGAUAAUUUGAAUUAUGCAAACAUAAUGUAAUCGCCUCUGAACAUUAUUUUGAUAUUAUAGUCCAUAUUUACUUUACUUUGAAAAUCUGGAAAUCAUGUUACAACUGAAUGCACCCUUAACUGUGAAAAAUGCCCAGAGAUAUGUUUACUUAAAGUAUGGUUCAUGACUUGUACUUGAAUUUGAUUCAUACUAUGCUGAUAACGUAUGCUAUUAACAAUGUGAUGAGAGACUUUCCAUUAUGAAUAAAUUUUUGUAUAAAUUGCAAACAGUAA